Ilex paraguariensis (yerba mate) is the source of this 1107-nucleotide messenger RNA. Lineage: Eukaryota; Viridiplantae; Streptophyta; Magnoliopsida; Aquifoliales; Aquifoliaceae. The record is from the annotation of a GenBank genome assembly.
AUGCAGGUUACGUGUACUUUCACUCUUAGUUGGUCGUUGUCUUUAACCAUGAUACACUGUAAUCUGGAAACCAUUCCAAAAUCUGUCGGAAUGCUUCGAAACCUAGAGACCUUGAUUCUGAGUAUGAACAAUUUGUCUUAUUUGCCUGAUGCAAUAGGAAACCUUGAGAAGCUCCGGAUCUUGGAUCUGAGCCAUAACAAUGUGGUUGAGUUUCCUGCUCAAAUAGGAAAACUUCAAAAACUUAGACGUCUCUAUGUGGGUGGGAAACAGGGGCCUUCGAAUUGUACAAUCCCAGCGGAAAUAGGAAAUUUGUCAUCCCUUGAAAAGCUUUAUACAAUCAAGGCGUACAAAAGGAAUGGAAAUAUUGUAACGGAAGAAAUAGAGAAGCUUACCCAUCUAAAGACUUUAACCAUUGCGGAUUUGAAAAGAGAAGAUGGAGUAGCCCUAUGCUUGUCCCUUCAAAAGUUGAGCAACCUUUGCUCACUAGCUAUUCAGUCAACUGACAUCAUUGAUCUACAAUCUUUUCCUUCAGGUCCUCCAUUUCUACAAAAGCUAUGUUUACAUGGACCUCUUGAGAGAGUACCACACUGGAUAUCUUGUCUGUAUAGUUUGGUUAGAGUAAGCUUCGUACAGAGCUGCUUAAGGGACGACCCAAUGCAAUGCCUACAAGAUUUGCCAAAUCUCCUAUCCCUUGAAUUCUCGAAGGCCUAUGAAGGAGAGGAAUUGUGCUUCAAGGCUGGAGGGUUUCCUAGGCUCAAAAUGUUAUUUCUUCAGAAAUUAAAAGAGUUGAGAUGGUUGAGAGUAGAGCAGGGCGCCCUGCCUCAUCUUGUAGACCUAUCCAUUAUCCUCUGUCAUAACUUAGAGGAGCUACCAUUGGGAAUCGAACAUCUACACAACCUUGGAAAGUUUCGCCUAAUUGGUAUGUCUGACUCAUUGAUUGAGACCCUUUGGAAUGAAUAUGUAGAACUUGGACGAUACUCGAAAAUUGCACAUAUCCCUCAUGUCGAAAUCACAGAUCGGAGAUAUUCAAGAAUUGGUGGGCUCGGAACUCGACGAACAACAAGAGACCUAGUCCAUGCCGCUGCUCUCUGUUUCAUUGAUGAUUAG